AUGUCUGCCUGGAAAGCCGCCGGUAUCUCGUACAACCGCUACCUGGCCAUCGCGGCCCGCACUGUCCGCCGCAGUCUCAAGGAGGACAAGCGUCUCCUUGCUGAGCGCCGUGGCGAGACUGAGCUCCGCUUCGCCAAGUGGGAGAACGGCAAGGCUGGCGAGGCCAAGGAACCAACCAACUCCGUCCAGGGCUCGUCCAACUAA
This is a messenger RNA of Geosmithia morbida, 204 nucleotides long. RefSeq names its product F-type H+-transporting ATPase subunit epsilon. The coding region runs from base 1 to 204 and encodes 67 amino acids. The transcript is spliced from 3 exons. Lineage: Eukaryota; Fungi; Ascomycota; Sordariomycetes; Hypocreales; Bionectriaceae. Gene Ontology annotation, cellular component: mitochondrial inner membrane. The record is from RefSeq and is a predicted model, not a curated record. Gene Ontology annotation, molecular function: proton-transporting ATP synthase activity, rotational mechanism. Gene Ontology annotation, biological process: proton motive force-driven mitochondrial ATP synthesis.